Messenger RNA from Penicillium diatomitis, 759 nucleotides. RefSeq names its product U2 snRNP complex subunit LEA1 (gene lea1). The coding region runs from base 1 to 759 and encodes 252 amino acids. Gene Ontology annotation, cellular component: U2 snRNP. Gene Ontology annotation, biological process: mRNA splicing, via spliceosome. The record is from RefSeq and is a predicted model, not a curated record. The transcript is spliced from 4 exons. Lineage: Eukaryota; Fungi; Ascomycota; Eurotiomycetes; Eurotiales; Aspergillaceae. Gene Ontology annotation, molecular function: U2 snRNA binding.
AUGCGUUUGACCGUCGAGCUCAUCCAGAACUCCCUCUCAUACAUCAACCCACUCAAAGACCGCGAGCUGGACCUCCGAGGGCACAAGAUCCCCGCAAUCGAGAACUUGGGUAUCGCAAAGGAUCAAGAUGCAAUUGACCUUACGGACAACGAUCUGUCCUCCCUCGGCAAUUUCCCUUUCUUCCCUCGACUCCGCACUCUUCUUCUUGCUCGCAAUCGGAUCAAUCACAUUCAACCCAAUCUGGGGUCAUCAAUUCCAUGCCUCACGAAUUUGGUGUUGACGGCGAAUAACCUGGCGGAAUUGGCGGACGUCGAAGCGCUGCGCACUCUUCCCAAGCUCACACACUUGGUUCUGUUGGAGAACCCCAUCACACGCAAAGAGAACUACCGGUAUUGGGUCAUUUGGCUGGCCCCCUCUGUCCGAUUCCUCGACUAUCAAAAAGUAAAGGAUGUGGAGCGGGAAAAGGCAAAGGAGCUAUUCGGAACCGUCGAGCAACCCUCUGCACUGGCUUCCAAGACGAUGGGCAUCAAGUCUCGAGCCUUUGAUUCAUCAAAUGCCGCCGCCACGACUGGCCAAACAGAGAAGGCGAUUCGGGUGAAGCUCACAGAUGCCGAGCGCAAGCGCGUGGAGAAGAUGAUUCGGGAAGCCAAGAGCUUACAAGAGAUCACGCGGUUGGAGAAGGAAUUGAAUGAGGGUCGGAUACCGGGUGGUGCCCUCGGUGCCAGCGACGCUGACGGGGACGAAAAGAUGCAGAUGUGA